UGUUUUUUUCAUGUAAGGACUAAAACAGGUAACCACCAGUGUUCACAGAACGACUAGAGAACCAGCAGCGAGCAAGGAGUAGAGGAAGGAGAACAAACAGAAAACAUUGCAAAGCAACCGCACACUAAAUAUUGCACAUCACAUGGUGACGAUGAGCAGGGAUUGUUUUAACACUGAUACGAAAACUGGAAGCAAACAACUGGCGGUUGAGUCAGGUGUCUUGACGCUAAUCUUUUCGGUAUCGGUAUCUGAGAAAUUAAAAAUGUCAGAAUAAAAAUUGUCUAUAAAAGAAGGAUAUAGUUGGCCUGCUGAAAUACUCAGGGCCUUGUGAUACACGUUCUGAAUAUGAAUUCUCUUACAACUCUUGCUCAAGCUCCCCAUAAUUCUUUUUGCUUGCGAUUGUGUCUUUUCUCACCUACAUUGAACACUAAAUUGCAUUUAAGUUGUCACGACUAUUCAUUAUGUAGAGCUUGAUUAGCAGAAAAACAUCCAAUUUUCCCAUAUAAACACUUGAGGCUAAAUUCUAAAUUUGUGUUCUUAGGGUGCAUUCCAUUUAACACGAAAAAUGACACAACAAGCUAAAUCAGCUUACCUUACUCAAAGUGCAUACAUGUUCACAAAAUGGAAUGAGCUAUAAUUACUUAUUUUUGUAACGUCGGAGUUGAUAAUUAAAUUAAGUGACUUUUUUACUCAAAGUGCUUCCUUUAACUUAAAAAACAAUUUAAAUGAAGUGGAUUUAGCAAAGUUUUUGAUUAAAAUUAUUAUGUAGUAUUUGUGUUAAAUGGAAUGCACCCUUAUUAUCAAGGACAAAUUCGAACAAAUCGACCUGAAAAAUGCUCAUAAUAUUAAAAUAAAACACCAAGAUUGUAUUGGUUCUUAUAAAAAAGAGUGUACAGUGUUUGCUUUAAGUGCAAAAAGUCAUGAGAUCACACCCUGACUGGUGUUAAAUAUAUUCCUUCCUGUUUAGCGUUUACACAAGAGUAGGGUUGAUAUCUCAGGCAGAUCUCUGAAUAAGCAAUUGUUCUGCUCACACAACUUUCGUAGCUCAAAUGGCAGAUUUAAACACACUAGGAUUUCCUUCGUAAGACCCUCAAACCAAUAGCCACCUUAAGAAAAAGAAAUUGAUUUAAAAAUAAAAAAAAAUGUUGUGGAAAUUAAAUUUUGCCAUGCUGCAAUAAAAACACUGCAACUAUUUACUCUAGCAACAUUUUUCAAAUGGUAAAUCACAGGGAAGUAAAAGUAAUAUUAAAGCACAAAUGUUUAAGAAAUAUGACAUUGGUGAUUCCGACAAUCAGUUGGAGAUCAGCAAUCGUUCAACAUUUGCUGCGAUUAAGGAUCAGAUCAAUUUACUUUAAAUAAGAAACAUCUAGACAAAAAUCAAGAAAAAUGUUUAUUAUAAAUAAAAACAUCUUUUCAAAUUAAUAAAUAUUUAUCUAAAAGAAUAACCCCUGUCUUACUAUGAUGUAUAUACUUGAGUUUAAUACAUCAAGAAAGCAGCCUUCUUCCUGUUUCAUCACAUUCGAAAUGUUAAAAAUAAAUGGAAAGAGGAAAAUAUAUAUUUAGCUUUGGGAAUAUUCAAAAAAUAGUGUUUGCGCUCUCCAGCACAGAAUUCCAAAUUCAUUCGCUGCAGUUUUUGUGCUUGCUCUGUUCAUUUGCUGUUGGUUCUAUGGUUGUUUUGUAUAGACUCCUUGUUCGCUACUGGAUCCCUAGUCGUUCUGUGAAAACUGGUGGUUACCUAUUUUGUCCUUACUUUUCUUUCAAUGUUAAGGGAAACUUUUUAUAUAUAAUGUUAAAUAUAUACAAAAAAAAAAACUGCUAAUAAGGGGUCCAUAAAAAGUCCAUUUUGUUGAUGACAGUUGCAUCUAUCCAAAAUGUUUUUACAAUUUUUUUUUCUCAUUGCAUUUAUUGGUAGUCAGUUUGAGUUGACACCAUAAUCAAAAUAUAUAGCUACUGUAUUAGAAUCGUACAUUUGGUUAAACUUUUAUUUAUUUUUAUUUAUUUUUUUUAAUGAUGUUAAUUUUGGUGAGUUGUGUUGCUGAAGAAGAUGUCAGUCUUAAAGCGUGAGUAUACAAAAAAGAAGGAAGAAUUCCGGAUAAAAAUAUGUUUGGAUCCUUCACAAACGUUAACAAAUGCAAAAUUUUCCUGCCAAUUUGAGUUAAAGCAAUUAAUACAAGGAUAUGAAGAAACUCUUAUCAAGAGACUUCAACAAUGCGUUUCUGUUCAAGGAUUUCUUUACGAUUUGCACAAUGUAGUGGAAAACGUUAUUUAUUUGAAAAGUAAAGAAGCAUCAGUGAUUGGCAGUUCUAUUUACAACAAUUUUGUCAAAGAGAUGGAUAAAAUUGGAUGGCACAGACUGUUAUACGUGGACGGAAACUUUCACACGAUUAAGCUUAGUGCAAGAGACGAUAAAGAGCGACAACAUGUAAUCACCAUCAACGUUAAUGAACAGAAUUCACAAUUAACCUGUGUAACUGAUUUGCCCCUAAAAUUUGAAGUCAGAUCACAACAGGAAGCCUCGAUAUCCCUGAUCUAUGAACAGUUUGUUAAGACCGUCCGUAUUUUCCAGAACUUUUGGAAUACAAUGGAUGAAAUUGACCAAAACUGUUGGGUUUUGGAACCAGAGAUUAUCACCUACAGUUGCGCAAAUCGUCGUAUUGCUUUAGGACAAAAUGCGUCUGUUGAAAUCCGUGUCAACCCAACUCAACCGAAUACCAUUCCAGAAUAUCGUUUACUUGGACCUGAACAUAUUAUCAAGCCGUUUAAAGAUCGACUGAACGAUGUUUCUUUAUGGAGCAGUAAACAAACCAUUUUGGAAAACUUAAAGAAAAUGCUCUGUAUCGAUUUACCAUCGCGUUCUACUGUGAAAAAGGUGGAUGUUAAAAUGGCGUGUGGAAUAUGUUAUUCAUUUCGUUUGCUUAAUGAAAUACCUGAAAGAGCUUGCGAUGAUCGCAGAUGUGAACAAAUCUUUCACAAAUCAUGCUUAGUGGAGUGGCUUCGCAGUGUGCCGUGCAACAGGCAAAGUUUUAACGUGAUAUUUGGCGCAUGCCCGUAUUGUGAUAAGCUUCUUGCAGUACGACUUGAUAAUGCAAGAAUGUGACAUAUUGGAUAUUGUAAUGCAUCUCCAUAAAAUCGAAUGUGCGCUUGUGCUGUUUCAAGAACAAAAAAAAUCACCAAAGCGGCAAUACAUUUGUACCUGAUUAUUAAAAUGAUUAAGCAGUACCGUACUUUAUUUUUUAAAUAAAACAGCUUGAAAAACAAAAAA
Hydractinia symbiolongicarpus is the source of this 3262-nucleotide messenger RNA. RefSeq names its product E3 ubiquitin-protein ligase FANCL-like. Gene Ontology annotation, biological process: interstrand cross-link repair; protein monoubiquitination. Lineage: Eukaryota; Metazoa; Cnidaria; Hydrozoa; Anthoathecata; Hydractiniidae. The transcript is spliced from 16 exons. Bases 2045 to 3097 code for a protein of 350 amino acids. Gene Ontology annotation, molecular function: ubiquitin protein ligase activity. Gene Ontology annotation, cellular component: nucleus; Fanconi anaemia nuclear complex. The record is from RefSeq and is a predicted model, not a curated record.